Messenger RNA from Lagenorhynchus albirostris (white-beaked dolphin), 3791 nucleotides. It is a transcript of the gene CLCN7, whose product is annotated as chloride voltage-gated channel 7. Gene Ontology annotation, cellular component: lysosomal membrane; intracellular membrane-bounded organelle. Gene Ontology annotation, biological process: transmembrane transport; chloride transport. Lineage: Eukaryota; Metazoa; Chordata; Mammalia; Artiodactyla; Delphinidae. The transcript is spliced from 24 exons. The coding region runs from base 88 to 2595 and encodes 835 amino acids. Gene Ontology annotation, molecular function: voltage-gated chloride channel activity. The record is from RefSeq and is a predicted model, not a curated record.
ACGGCCGUCCGGGUCACGUGGCCGAGGCGCGGGUCACGAGAACAAACACGGCCAAGGCGCUGCCUGGCUGGUUCUCUGCGGCGGGACAUGGCCAACGUCUCCAAAAAGGUGUCGUGGUCCGGACGCGACGUGGACGACGACGAGGCGGCGCCGCUGCUGCGGAGGGCGGCGCGGCCCGGGGCGCCGGCCGGGGAGGCCACGCCGCUGUUGAACGGGGCUGGGCCUGCGGCCGUCCGCGCGUCACCCCAUUCAGCAUUUUUCCGGAUCGGACAGAUGAGCAACGUGGAACUGGAUGAUGAGCUUCUGGACCCUGACAUGGACCCCCUUCACCCCUUCCCCAAGGAGAUCCCGCACAACGAGAAGCUUCUGUCCCUCAAGUAUGAGAGCUUGGACUAUGACAACAGCGAGAACCAGCUGUUCCUGGAGGAGGAGCGGCGCAUCAAUCACACAGCCUUCCGGACCGUGGAGAUAAAGCGCUGGGUCAUCUGUGCCAUGAUCGGGAUCCUCACGGGCCUCGUGGCCUGCUUCAUCGACAUCGUGGUGGAGAAGCUGGCCGGCCUAAAGUACCGGGUCGUCAAGGACAACAUUGACAAGUUCACGGCGCGGGGCGGGCUGUCCUUCUCCCUCCUGCUGUGGGCCUCGCUCAAUGUGGCCUUUGUGCUCCUGGGCUCUGUGAUCGUCGCCUUCAUAGAGCCAGUCGCUGCUGGCAGCGGGAUCCCCCAGAUCAAGUGCUUCCUCAACGGGGUGAAGAUCCCCCACGUGGUCCGGCUCAAGACGCUGGUGAUCAAAGUGUCCGGCGUGAUCCUGUCCGUGGUUGGGGGACUGGCUGUGGGGAAGGAGGGACCAAUGAUCCAUUCGGGCUCCGUGAUUGCUGCUGGGGUCUCCCAGGGGAGGUCCACGUCACUGAAGCGGGAUUUCAAGAUCUUUGAGUACUUCCGCAGAGACACAGAGAAACGGGACUUUGUCUCAGCAGGAGCUGCGGCUGGAGUGUCUGCUGCGUUUGGGGCCCCUGUAGGUGGGGUCCUGUUCAGCUUGGAGGAGGGUGCAUCCUUCUGGAAUCAGUUCCUGACGUGGAGAAUUUUCUUUGCUUCCAUGAUUUCCACCUUCACCCUGAAUUUCGUCUUAAGCAUUUACCAUGGAAACGUGUGGGAUCUGUCCAGCCCCGGUCUCAUCAAUUUUGGAAGAUUUGACACUGAGACGAUGGUGUAUACAAUCCAUGAGAUCCCCAUCUUCAUCGCCAUGGGUGUGGUGGGUGGCAUUCUCGGAGCUGUGUUCAACGCCUUGAAUUACUGGUUGACGAUGUUUCGAAUCAGGUACAUCCACCGGCCCUGCCUUCAGGUGAUCGAGGCCAUGCUGGUGGCCGCUGUCACGGCCACGGUUGCCUUCGUGCUGAUUUAUUCGUCCCGGGAUUGCCAGCCCCUGCAGGGGAGCUCCGUGUCCUAUCCACUCCAGCUGUUCUGUGCCGAUGGCGAGUAUAAUUCGAUGGCUGCAGCCUUCUUCAACACCCCAGAGAAGAGCGUGGUCAGCCUUUUCCACGACCCCCCAGGCUCCUACAACCCCAUGACGCUCGGCCUCUUCACCCUGGUCUACUUCUUCUUGGCCUGCUGGACCUACGGGCUCACGGUGUCGGCCGGUGUCUUCAUCCCAUCCCUGCUCAUUGGAGCUGCCUGGGGCCGGCUCUUUGGCAUCUCCCUGUCCUACCUCACCGGGGCCGCGGUCUGGGCAGACCCUGGCAAGUACGCCCUGAUGGGAGCAGCUGCCCAGCUGGGUGGGAUUGUGAGGAUGACGCUGAGCCUGACAGUCAUCAUGAUGGAGGCCACCAGCAAUGUGACCUACGGCUUCCCCAUCAUGCUGGUGCUGAUGACCGCCAAGAUUGUCGGGGAUGUCUUCAUCGAGGGCCUGUACGACAUGCACAUCCAGCUGCAGAGUGUGCCCUUCCUGCACUGGGAAGCCCCAGUCACCUCACACUCGCUCACCGCCAGGGAGGUGAUGAGCACACCAGUCACCUGUCUGCGGAGGAGGGAGAAGGUGGGCAUUAUUGUGGAUGUGCUGAGCAGCACGGCGUCCAAUCAUAAUGGCUUCCCUGUGGUGGAGGAUGCCGACGGCACGCAGCCAGCCCGGCUCCAGGGCUUAAUCCUGCGCUCCCAGCUCAUCGUCCUGCUCAAGCACAAGGUGUUCAUAGAACGCUCUUAUAUGGGCCUGCUACGGCGCCGGCUGCGGCUGAAGGACUUCCGUGAUGCCUACCCGCGCUUCCCCCCCAUCCAGUCCAUCCAUGUGUCCCAGGACGAGCGGGAGUGCACCAUGGACCUCUCCGAGUUCAUGAACCCCUCCCCCUACACGGUGCCCCAGGAGGCAUCUCUCCCGCGGGUGUUCAAGCUGUUUCGGGCCCUGGGCCUCAGGCACCUCGUGGUGGUGGACAACUGCAAUCAGGUGAUGGGGGGAGCCCACUGCCUGCAGCCUACCAACCUGCCUGCCCACCCGCAGGGCUCCCCCAGACUAUGCUGUCCUCCGCACACGGGACAGCGGCAUCCACAGAGGCAGAGGCCGCUGGAUCCCAUGACCUGGCUUUGCUCCCACAGGUGGUCGGGCUGGUGACCAGGAAGGACCUCGCCAGGUACCGGCUUGGGAAGGGGGGCCUAGAGGAGCUCUCUCUGGCUCAGACGUGAGGCCCUGGCACCUCCCCCGGGGUGCCUGCCUCGCUCCCCAGGCAGCGGCGGAUCCAGCGUCCUCCAGACCUCGGGGACAGCCCAGCCAGCGUGUGACACAUGUGGUCUCUUCGUGUUCUCAGUGCCCCCCUCCCCCCCCGACCUCAUUCCUUCACCCUCCAAGAUUUCACACGCCAGCCUCCUGUUUCCUGACUUCGAGGAGUCAGUUUGUAGAACUGCUGCUCUUUUUUCUGAGAGACCGCAAGUGUGCGUAUGUAUCUGCAUGUGUGUGCACGUGUGACAGCUGGCAGGCUGGGCCCUGUGGGUCCGAGUACUGCAGCCCCCAGGACGGGCCCGUUGCCUGGAAGCAGUGCACCCUAAGCACCGCCAGCUGGAGGCCUGGGCGACUCGCUGCAGCAGAGGCCUCUGGUCCUGUCCCUCUCAGCCCUCAGCUCAGUUUGCAGCCGUGAGAUUUGGGGUCUGGGCAGAAACACAAGCUGAGCUCAUGAAGGCGAGGGCUCGGGGGAGCAGGACCACCUGGAGAGCAGACCCUGGAGCCGCACUCCCAGACACCCGUGCACCCCAAGCCACACCCACUUGGUGCAGUGGGCUCUGAGCUGGGGUCUGGGCCAAAGGGGAGAGCUGAGACAUUCCUGUGGGCCUGGAUCCCCAAGUCCAGCCAUGCCUCUUAUCACAGCGCCCGUGUGGACGGCACAGGGAAGGCGGGUCUUCUCAGCACACGGGGGCCCCAUGGGCCCCUGAGGACCCCCAGCCCCGAGUGAUGUUAUGGGGCAGCUUUGCUUCCAGUGUGUUGGGGGCAGGUUGUUUCUGGGAAGAGCUGGCGAGCCCAGAGCAGGGAUGCACCCCUCCCAGGCUGGGCAGUGCCAGAUUUGGGAUCCUGUGUCCCCAGUGCCCCACGGGACUUUUUUUCUAAAGUGACUCACGUCCCCAGCCCACUUCUGUGAUGAGGUCCGUGGAUUCCUUUGUGGUAGGUUGGCGGGCACUCCACCUGGCUUUUAGCCUCUUUCAAGGGGAUGGGGCCGCAAAAGACCUCUUCCAUCCUGGCAGGGGAGCCCUCCAUGGGGGGCACAGGGGUCCAAGUGUGGGGAUCUGAAUGGGAGAAAUAAAGGAAUUGUACCCAGACAA